Salvelinus namaycush (lake trout) is the source of this 1627-nucleotide messenger RNA. RefSeq names its product polymeric immunoglobulin receptor-like. The transcript has 6 exons. The record is from RefSeq and is a predicted model, not a curated record. Bases 123 to 1250 code for a protein of 375 amino acids. Lineage: Eukaryota; Metazoa; Chordata; Actinopteri; Salmoniformes; Salmonidae.
CUGAUGCGGAUUGCACCAGCUCACACAUUUACAUAUUACUUUGACAUGCUGUACACGUCUAUUUGACUAAGGAGAGAGAAGACUAACAUUGGUAUUGACACAAUUAGAACAAAUAAGUACACAUGGUUUCCCUUUAUCUUCUCAUCCUUGUCUUUGUCCAUGGACCAUCAGGUUGCAACAGCCUUUGGACGGUGACAAAAAGUACUGCAAAGAGUGGUGGAGCCAUCACGAUCCCCUGUCACUACCACCGCAUGUUCAGAGACCAUGCCAAAUACUGGUGUAAGGGCAGAACCUGGCCCUUAUGUACAGUGAUGGCAAGCACCGACCCAAGGCGGAGCAGAGGAGGCAUGUCAAUCACAGACAUCCCAGAGGAGCUGGUCUUCACUGUGACCAUGGAGAACCUACAGGAGACUGACACCAACAGGUACUGGUGUGCUCUGAAAGUGGGCAGGAUAGGCAAGCCGGAUGUUAAAGUUUCCGUGGACCUCACAGUCACCCAAGGCUCUCCUGAUCUGUCAGUGGUUGAUGAGCUGGUAUCUGGUGAGGAGGGGGGCAGUGUCAGUGUACAGUGUCUCUACAGUGACACACUCAGAGGCAAAGAGAAGAAGUGGUGCAGGAGUGGGGACCGGCAUUCCUGUCAGACACAGACAGACACUAGCCAGAAUGCAUCUGUUGUGAUCAGUGAUGGCAAGAGGGGAGUGUUCAAUGUGACAAUGAAAGAACUAGAGAAGAAAGAUGCAGGCUGGUAUUGGUGCUCUGUUGGAGACCUACAGGCUGCAGUUUAUAUCAACGUCACUCAGAGAUCCACAGCACACAGGAACACUGCAGAAGCAGUGACUACUCCAACGCUGCCCAUGUCACACUCCGCAUUCUCGACAUUCACAGACUCCACAGCUACCUCUGCCUCAAAGACAAACCCUUCCGCCACAGUAGACUCUGCUCUGACAACAUCCUAUGGCUCUGCAACUCCAUAUCCAUCCGUCUCAGUUCCAUACAUCACAAUCCAUUCUUCCACACUGACUUCUUCACUAACAACAGUACUACCUACAUGCUGUCCUGCUACUGAAUCUACAGCUACUAACAAGACAAUCAGAAACCUGCCCUGGCAUGCUCCUAUUCUCAUUGUGUUGGCCAUGGUGUUGUUGGUUAUUGUUGUUAUGGCUGCAGUUAACAUCUAUAGAUCUUCCAGGAAUAAUAUCAGACCUGUGGAAGGAGAGAUGACUGAGCUGGUGAUAAAUCAAGAUCAAUAAUAUAAAUUCAAAGAGCCUAAAAAUUCAUUUGGAUCAUAAAAAUGACUUUACGUUUGCUUUAAUAUCAACCAAAAUAAUCACAUGUACAGUAAAUGGAUUGUAGCAAUAACAUACAAUCAUAAGAGCACACAUACACACAAAUAGAUAUCAUGUGUAAUUAGCUAACGUUACAAAACAAAUCAAUAACUGAAUUAAAAGUUCAGGAAAAAGCAAUGUGACUACACAUUAUUGUACAAUAGCAUUCAUCUUUAGGUAAGGUGUGUAUCUUUAUAACAGAACUGAAAGAGCUAUAAACAUUUGAAGAUGUCUUUCAAAAACCUGACAUACUGGAGACUGAGAUGAUCUUAUGGAUCCUACGUGAGGGGGAUUAAAAUUAU